Dibothriocephalus latus is the source of this 228-nucleotide messenger RNA. NCBI's taxonomy places the organism in Eukaryota, Metazoa, Platyhelminthes, Cestoda, Diphyllobothriidea, Diphyllobothriidae. The record is from the annotation of a GenBank genome assembly.
AUGCGACUUUCUAUGAUGAAGGAUUCCCGACGGAAUCCGAAACGUCAGAACAAUAAAACUCUUGUUCCAGUGGUCGCUUCUUCUUCUGAACUGCUUCCUGGAACUCGCAUAUUCAAUUCUAUUGGCAAUGGCGAAUAUCUUCGCAGCAAUGUCGAUGCGGCUUAUGCCGCGGUAGUUCUCACAUCUUGCCUUAUCUCCCUUCUUGUAGACAGGCACAAGGAUGUCUGA